UUUUGUGGCUUCCUCCUCUAAACCCUGAGAAGUGGGUGGGUGAAUGAUUAUGUGUGGAAGGAGUGGUGGAGAUGGGGGGUAGUGGUGGAGCCUCUGUACUUAAACAGCCCCUGGCACCUAAGUGACUACCCCUCAACAGCUCUCGACCUCCGGCUAGCAGAUAAAAAGCGAGGUGAAAAGAAAACAAGGCGAAAGUGAAAUAAAUAGAGGGAGUGUACUCUGUGUGUUUCCUGUAGCUAGCGAAGCGAACGGCAGCCUGGGCGAAGAACAGGAAACACUCUCCUUAUCCCCCUCACCAGGCAGACAGCGCUGAAGUCAGAAGACUGUGGUGAAGAGGUGCUUCUGGCGGCCAGUAAAGUGCACUGUCAGAGGAGGAGAAAAAUAAAUUACAUCAUUGUAGUAACAGACCAAGAAAGAAAAGAGGGGACAAGAUAGAAGGGGAACAGAGAAAGUGAGCAGACCUUAGAGAGAGAAGGAGAAGGACACAAGCCUUGGGAACUGCCUUCAGUUCUACCUGAAAGCCGAGUGAACGGACAUUACUUUCUUCUUACUCUGCCCACUCUACAGUUACUUACCUGGGAUGGGAUGGCUGCUAGUGAUUGGCUGUCUGAUGGCAGCAACGAUGGCUGUGAUUGGCUCGGAGAGGAAACGCCAUCAGGUGCAGCAUGGCCCCUGCAGCUACACCUUCCUCCUACCAGAGGUGGACAACUGCCACAAACCUGGGGACCUCCAAGUGACAAACUCCCUCCAGAGGGACUCGCCCUUGCCCCCGGACACUCCGCCCAUCGAGCCAUCCUGGCAGAAGAAAAAGCUGGAGACCUUGGAGAGCGUGACAGAGAAUAACACUCAGUGGCUGCAGAAGCUGGAGAACUACAUCCAGGAGAAUGUACGCACCGAGGUGGAGGAGAUGCAGCGCAAUUCUGUCCACACGCAGACCGCCGCCAUGUUGGAGAUGGGCACCAACCUCCUCAGCCAAUCAGCGGAGCAGACUCGCAAACUGACAGAUGUGGAAACUCAGGUGCUGAACCAGACCAGUCGGUUGGAAAUCCAGUUGCUGGAGUAUUCUCUCUCCACUCACCGACUAGAGAAGCAGAUCUUGCAGCAGACGCAGGAGAUCUCACGACUGAGCGACAAAAACAGCUUCCUGGAGCAGCGGCUGGGAGCGGUGGAGAGCAGGCACGGGCUGGAGCUUCAGGGGAUACAGCAGGAGAAGCUCCAGCUCCAGGAGCUGCUGGACAGGCAGAGCAGGCUGGUCGCUGUGCUGGAGGCCGAGCUGGGCAGCUCCACCCGCAACAGCACGCUGCUGCAGAGGCAGCAGGCCUCACUCAUGGAGACCGUCCAGCGCCUUCUGUCCAUGGUCACGCAUUGUAAUGAGAUCUCCAGUCCUCCUAAAGAGGAGGGAAGACGUUUCCAAGAUUGUGCAGAAAUAUAUAAAUCUGGGAUUUCUGAGAAUGGAGUAUAUACCCUACACCUCCCCAACUCAACUCAAACAGUGAAGGUGUACUGUGACAUGAAGACCAGGGGUGGGGGCUGGACUGUGCUGCAGCACCGCCAGGAUGGCUCGGUGGACUUCCACCGUGGCUGGAAGGACUACAAAAUGGGAUUUGGAGACCCGUCUGGGGAGCACUGGUUGGGCAAUGACAUCAUUCACCUUCUGACCUCAUCCCAGGACUACAGUAUUGAGGUGCAGCUGAAGGAUGCUCAGGGAAACGAGGCUCACUCACAUUACGACCAUUUCUAUAUCAGUGCAGAAGAAAAGAACUACAGCCUACACUUCCGAGGGUUUAGCGGCUCUGCAGGUCGAACCAGCAGUCUGACCCCUUCUGGUACCCCGUUCAGCACUAAGGAUCGAGACAAUGACAAUUGCAGCUGCAAGUGCGCUCAAAUGGCAUCUGGAGGCUGGUGGUUUGACGCCUGUGGGCCCUCUAAUCUCAACGGCAUCUACUAUGGCAGCAGUUCCAACGUGGUCCGUUACAACGGGAUCAAAUGGUAUUACUGGAAAGGACCUAGCAUGAUGGCCACCAUGACGACGAUGAUGGUACGGCCCGUGGACUUUCAGAGAUAACCGCGAUGAUGUCGCAAGGGGCACCACGCGAUGAUGUCACCCUCAGACUAUCAGUGCUGGAUGACCAGUGGUGGCCAGUGAAAUAUUCACUUUGGCCUACAUUUCCUUCAGCUUGUGUUCUCGCUAUCACAGAGUGGCCUAUUCAAAGAGGUAUUGUGCGAGACUUGUGGUCAUCACUUGUACAGAAUGCUCACUUUCGUCUAGUGUAUAGGGUGAUGAAAAUUACCGCCUCAACAAAAUGGAUGCUGGAGUUACUGAAUGUAGCAUGCUUGUAUACCAAUCGGCGGGUUUUCUAUGGCAACAUCUGCUUGGCGACAUGAUGGGACAUGAUUUAAUUGGGCUCCACAGCAGUAGGGUAAUACUUUGCUGUGCCUAAAACCAAUUGCCAGGUUAAAAAUCACAGCAGCAGAGCAGGACACUCCACUCUUCCUUCAUUUGGCUGUAAUUAGUUUUCUCUUGCUCUUGGUUAUAUUUUUUCCUUUGUUCCAUGGCAUCUACGAUUAAAAUGUUGUUUUCAGGUAAGUUUAAGGGUUUAAAAGAGACUGCCAUUUUCAGCUUGAAAUCAAAUUUCUGUGUUAAAUGUGUAUGAGACUCAGAAAAAUGUAUUUUUUUAUAAAGAUUUUGCAUUUUAAGAAUAGUUAGAAUAAAAGUGAAAAGCAAAAAUUCUGUAA
This is a messenger RNA of Conger conger (European conger), 2736 nucleotides long. RefSeq names its product angiopoietin 2b (gene angpt2b). The transcript is spliced from 9 exons. NCBI's taxonomy places the organism in Eukaryota, Metazoa, Chordata, Actinopteri, Anguilliformes, Congridae. The record is from RefSeq and is a predicted model, not a curated record. Bases 581 to 2065 code for a protein of 494 amino acids. Gene Ontology annotation, biological process: Tie signaling pathway. Gene Ontology annotation, molecular function: receptor tyrosine kinase binding.